Trematosphaeria pertusa is the source of this 1245-nucleotide messenger RNA. Its product is annotated as kinase-like protein. The transcript is spliced from 3 exons. Lineage: Eukaryota; Fungi; Ascomycota; Dothideomycetes; Pleosporales; Trematosphaeriaceae. Gene Ontology annotation, molecular function: protein kinase activity; ATP binding. Gene Ontology annotation, biological process: protein phosphorylation. The record is from RefSeq and is a predicted model, not a curated record. Bases 257 to 1171 code for a protein of 304 amino acids.
CCACCACACCAACUCCCACACAACCGCCUACACCGAUACACGGCCCGCCUACCCACUCCUCCUGCUCUCCGUCCAGUUUCUACUGUCUACAAAGAUUGAUAGUGGCCACUGGAUGUGCCAAUAAGCCUAUUCUCAUCCAGGAUAAAUACCGAGCGCUGCACGUCCCACCCUAUCUGGCCAUCGCGAUUCAUGAUAUACCACAGCACGCACACAGAUCCUUAGAUUUCGUUCCACCCUUCAUCCUCCACGAUUCCACAUGGAGAGUGAGACUACAGAGAAUACAACGGUGCGGACAGGCUUUAUAAAGAGACCUGAGAAUACAACGGUUAUUAUCCGUGCGGGGUACUCUGUUAUUUGCGACAUUAAGGACCGCCCGGGUGUGGUGCUCAAGGUACCUUUACCCUUCGAGGAGUAUGCGCAAGCUAUGGAGAUUGAAAAGCAUGUGUAUCGCCGCCUAGGGAAGCACCCAAACCUACCUAAUGUUAUGAGCGUGGAUGAGUAUGGCAUUUACCUCGAACGAGCGGAGCCUGGGUGCCUCCGACUGUACUACAAGGAGGGAGGCAACGCCACACCCAAAGAGAGGAUUAAGUGGUGUCGAGACGUUGCCGAAGUACUCGACUAUGUCCAUCAGAACAACAUCCGCCACGCUGACCUAUCUGGGAAGAAUUUGUUAAUAGAUUCGGCACGGAAUAUUCUUCUCUGCGAUUUUGGUGGCUCUUCUAUCGACGACGACCAGGCAGAAGUUGUUGCCGAAAUUGGUUUCCGACAUCCUGAUGAGCGAGAAUACCGCCCACCUACGAUCCGCGCCGAAAUUCACGCCCUUGGAUCAACCAUCUACGAGAUCGUGACAGGCAGGAAACCUUUUCACGAGAAAACGGAAGAACAGGAGCGUGAGGUCAAGGAACUUAUGAAGGAGGGAAAGUAUCCUGACGUGAGUGCACUUCCGCUCGGGGAUGUGAUAGCCAAGUGUUGGAAACGCGAGGGCUACUUCAAUUCUGCGGCUGAUGUGGCUAAAGAGAUUACCUGUUCUGCUCCAAGAUAUCUCGCCCAAAUAUGGCCUAGUCUUCCCCUUGCCAGAGACUCGUCUGGUUGUUCCUCUGACAAAGACCUGUCCAAUCAUUCCUCUGGCAAGAACUCGUCCAACCGUUUGUCCGAAUCGAUGGCGAACUAAACUAGGGACGAUUGGUUAGAUGACGCGGUGAUGCGGGUGUAUGACUUCAGGUCAGCCGCUCGGCGGGUAAAGAC